Coccidioides immitis RS is the source of this 964-nucleotide messenger RNA. RefSeq lists its product as uncharacterized. Bases 556 to 867 code for a protein of 103 amino acids. The record is from RefSeq and is a predicted model, not a curated record. Lineage: Eukaryota; Fungi; Ascomycota; Eurotiomycetes; Onygenales; Onygenaceae. The transcript has a single exon.
AGGGGGGAGCUGCGGGCUAAACAGUUUGAGGACUUGUGGGAACGGACCUGGUACUUGCUCUCGCCUUCGCCUGUCGAUGUGAUCUAGAUACAGUAUCCCCGAGGUGGCGCAUCGUUUACACCUCUUGUUCAAAACGACUGCAGCAAACAAUCAACGAGAAAGGACGCCAAUGGGUUUUGGAUCGAUGCGUACGCUUCCAUCGCGCGUUUAGGCCUUCCGGAUACUCUGCAUCGGGCAUACUCUGGGAAAGCCAUAUAGUCGCUCUAGAAACCAAGCUCAAUGUGGGAGCCUGCGUUUGCUCGCUAGACUCAUGACAUGUGCUUCCUUGAAGGGCUUUGGUUGUCUAGAUGGAAUGGCCUGCUGGAUGAUCGAUGAUAGGAAUGCCGAAUUCUAAAAUCAUGCGAGUCCUGUGUCAGGAUUGGCUUUGGUUCACUACGGGUCCCAGUUUUUGGAUCCGGCCGCCAUAAAUUCCUUUUGGGUCCUCAAGCAGGGGCGUAGGGCAUGGUUUGGUCAUCUCAAGCUCGUGGAAAUUUCUAGCGUUGGUUGCGACAGUCAAUGGCUUUUGUUUCCCGAUAUAGAGGCACUGGAUGGCAGUGGCAGAUGGAAACAUUAAGACGUUGGUUUCUGCCAGUUGGAGGCUUUAAUACUAAAGCCAUGUGCUGUGCUCCGUCGCUCGAGCGGCCGUUGAAACCAGACGUCACCUUCGCAAGGAAGGAUUUCUCCCCCCUCCUCUUUUCCAUUCGAAUGGCGUCAUAUGAAGGACACCGGAUUGAUACCUGCAAAAACUUCAAUCCAGGAAAAUCCCAUGGUUUCCAGCUUACUCGCCUUAGGAACUGGUUUCAUCCCUGUGCUGGAAAAACAAUUUAACUGCGGGCUGUAACUAAUCUUCCGAGGUCGAUGCUCUUUACAAUUGGGAAUCGCGCCUUGAUAGGGAGAAUCAAGUUUAUUAAAUAAUAACAACAAA